AAAAUUUGUCCGCGCGGAUCUGCGCUCGUUUCUACGUUAGACUGAUAAAUGAGGCCCAUUGAGCUUUUUUUUCCCCGUCAGUUAGUUUCGUUUUUCUGUACGGGGUGUGUUCGUGAGAAGAAGCAGAUUGUUUCCCGGGGAAGGAAACCCAUGUAACAGUGUGUGAGGCAGAUACAGGGCAAAGAAAAAACAGCUCUGCGUGACUGUCGCCCACUAAAAUAAUAAUAAUAAAUAUAUCUAAAAAGAACCUGUCUCUCUCUGAGCGGAAUUUAAUAAAGUAAAUUAAAGGACUAAAACACGAGAUCUACGGCAUCAGUAUCCACAGCACUUCACUUUGAACAAGUAACAGAGCGUAAUUUGCAGUCUUCUGCCAUGGCAACAAAUAAUGGUUACCCAAUUGACCUCCAACCACAGAAAAAUGCAAUGGGACCAGCUAUACCAGGCCAAGGUCAAGUGCCUGUAAUGCCAGUUCCACAAAGACCCGCUGGCUGCCCACCAGGACUGGAGUACCUGACCCAGAUUGAUCAACUUCUUAUACAGCAGAAAGUUGAGCUGGCUGAAGUUAUAUUGGGCUGGGAGACCAAUAAUAAGUACAUGGUGAAGAACAGCAUGGGGCAACAGGUGUUCUUUGUGGCUGAAGAAAACGACUGCUGUAAUAGACAGUGCUGUGGACCACUGCGCUCAUUUGUCCUCCAUGUUCAGGAUAACAUGGGACAGGAAGUGAUGACACUCACUCGUCCUUUGAAGUGUGGAAGCUGCUGUUGUCCCUGUUGCCUGCAAGAGCUUGAAAUUCAGUCUCCACCGGGGAACCCGAUUGGAUAUGUGAUCCAGAAUUGGCAUCCUUUCCUUCCUAAGUAUACCAUACAAAAUGAGAAGAAAGAAGCAGUUCUGAAGAUCGUAGGGCCGUUCUGUUCAUGCAGAUGUUGCGCUGAUGUGAACUUUGAUGUUUUGUCCAUGGAUGAAUCAACAAAGGUGGGCAGAAUCUCUAAACAAUGGACAGGUCUGGUGAGAGAAGCUUUCACCGAUGCAGACAAUUUUGGAAUCUCCUUUCCUAUGGAUCUGGACGUGAAGAUCAAAGCUGCUCUUUUUGGAGCAUGUUUUCUCAUAGACUUCAUGUUCUUUGAACACAAUAAAUAAAUUUAUUUUCUGGAUGUCAUUAUUUCAGGUUGAAUUUUGAACUUCUUACUCUGAAUAUGUGAACCAUGGAUACAAAUGUGGACCACUCAGCUAAAAAAUAUAUUACACAUAUUACUAUGUGCAUUAAAUUAUAGAGUUUAUUCAUUCACUACUGUUCAUGAGCCACCACUAGGUGACAGCAAUUCCCUUCACAAUAAUCCGUAUCAACAAAGUACCUGCUCUAAAUGUAUUGCCAAAUAAAUAAAUAAAUAACUACAAACUAUUAAAGAUAACUUUUUUAUAUACAUACAGUCUAAACAGUCUUGUUGCAAGCAAAAUGUUGAUUGCUUAAUUUUGCUCCAUAUUUGUUUUUGUUUGAUUAUUAUAAAUGGUAGAAUAAAGUGUUAUAUAUCAACAUCUA
Cyprinus carpio (common carp) is the source of this 1537-nucleotide messenger RNA. Its product is annotated as phospholipid scramblase 1-like. Gene Ontology annotation, cellular component: plasma membrane. Gene Ontology annotation, molecular function: phospholipid scramblase activity. NCBI's taxonomy places the organism in Eukaryota, Metazoa, Chordata, Actinopteri, Cypriniformes, Cyprinidae. Gene Ontology annotation, biological process: plasma membrane phospholipid scrambling. The record is from RefSeq and is a predicted model, not a curated record.